GAACUACAUGACAUCGGAUUUUGAUAUCGAACAACAAUUGCGACUCUGGGAAUAUGUGGCCGAGCCGACCUUGAUUUGCAGCAACAACGCCACUGAUUCAAGUCGAGCAACAAUCUCGGCUGUUGGAAGAAGGCCCCAUUCGUUGUUUCUUAAAGCCUGAUCGGUGGGGCAUUCCGUAUUUCAGGCCGCUGUUCCAGGUUCUGUCAGGUGGCCUGCUCCCGUGCCGCGCUCAUCAUCCUUGCUCCUCGUCUGUUGUUUGGACAUCGGUCCGUUUGAUCCUGAGAGGUGCCCAUCUCGAGCCGAUUCUACGCGGCCUUUAUUUUUACCUGUUCAUCCGCUCAUUUUCGUCUUGCCCAGACAGCGCCUCUCCGACAUUGAUGGAUAAGUCGCGCCUUGCGACAGGCCCGACACCAUGUUCGACAUCUUUGCUAAGCUGCUCUCCUCUAUCACGUCCUUCCUCUUCCCACUGUUCGCGAGCUACAAGGCCCUCAAGACGUCUGACCCGGCCCAAUUGACGCCAUGGCUCAUGUACUGGGUCGUCCUAGCCUGCGCGCUUCUCGUUGAGUCGUGGAUAGAAUGGUUCCUGGUCUGGAUUCCCUUCUACGCCUACAUUCGCCUCCUCUUUCUCCUCUACCUCGUCCUUCCCCAAACACAAGGGGCGCGCCUAUUCUAUGAGGAAUACCUGCACCCUUGCCUCGAAGAGAACGAGACAGCGAUCGAGGAGCUCAUCACCUCGGCCCACGACCGCCUCCGCCGUGCCGGCAUUGCCUACCUAAGCCGCGCCAUCGAGCUGCUCAAGACCAACGUCCUCGGCAUGCCGCCCUCCGCAGAGCCGGCCGCCGCCGCCGCCCCGGAGCCGCAAACCCCGCAGUCAUACACCCAAUCCCUCCUCGCGCGCUUCACCCUUCCCUCGACGAGGUGGAAUACCCGCCAAGGCGCAGCUGCUAGCGGACAAGCGCAGGCAACUGGGGGAGGCGGCCUUACGACCGACUUCUUCAACCUCCUGUCUUCGGCGGUCAGCGCCGCCGCCUCGGCUACUUCUUCUUCUUCUUCGUCCAAAUCGCCAGCCGGCGCGAGCAGCACCAGCACCAGCACUAGCAGCAUUAUUCCGGAAUCGAUCCGCGCAGCCGGUGCCGCCGCCAGCGUCUCCUUCAUCCAGGCGCAGCGAGAGCGCCUGCGGAUCGUGCUGUCGGCGCUGGACCGGGAGGAGGCGGCCGCCCAUCAGCAGGCGCAGCAGCAGCAGCAGCAGCAGCAGCAGGCGCAGGGACCCGAGCAGCUUUCUGCUGCUGCUGUUGGUGGCGGAGGAGCCGGAGGGAACGGCGACAAGCGGAAGUCGGUCAGCGAGCUCAGCGUGGGGAGCGGGCUGAGCAAGAGCCGGUCCGAGCCGGACUUUGAGAAGCUGGAUGCGCCCAGCGGCGGGGAGGAGGACGAGGGCAGCGCACCGGCAGGCGUGAGGAGGAGGGCUGGGGGCGCGCCCGAGACGCCCGCUGGAGGUCGAAGCGGUGGGGGAUGGAUGUCGUGGGGUUGGGGCACGGGUGGCGGGGAAGGGGGAGGAAGGAGCUCGGGGGUGGAGAAGUGAGUUGAGAUCCGAUAGUACCUGCCUGGACUGAUCUUUUUCUGUUCCUUUGAUUUCGCAUGGUUUCUAUGGCACAGUAGACCUCUCGGGACUUGGGUUGGAGUGUGUGUGGGAUGGGGUGCUCGGCUGAUGGCGUUCUGUUUUAUGAUUCAUUACACGGCAGAGUUAUACGCAUAACUUGGGGUUCGAACAAAUUGUCUCGGUGAACAAAGAAGCCGUAUGGAACCUUUGGAUUCCCAUCCCAUUUCCAAAGAGGAGUACUCCUGGUCUCCGAUGACGUGAGAGAUUCUAUAUAAUACAAUAAUAAUGUACAGGCUGUCGAGCAGCCAGCGGCAUCCCCCCC
Thermothelomyces thermophilus ATCC 42464 is the source of this 1919-nucleotide messenger RNA. RefSeq lists its product as uncharacterized. The record is from RefSeq and is a predicted model, not a curated record. Lineage: Eukaryota; Fungi; Ascomycota; Sordariomycetes; Sordariales; Chaetomiaceae. The coding region runs from base 413 to 1579 and encodes 388 amino acids. The transcript is spliced from 3 exons.